Trichoderma breve is the source of this 1692-nucleotide messenger RNA. Its product is annotated as annexin domain-containing protein. The transcript is spliced from 3 exons. The coding region runs from base 1 to 1692 and encodes 563 amino acids. Gene Ontology annotation, cellular component: cytoplasm. Gene Ontology annotation, molecular function: calcium ion binding; calcium-dependent phospholipid binding. The record is from RefSeq and is a predicted model, not a curated record. Lineage: Eukaryota; Fungi; Ascomycota; Sordariomycetes; Hypocreales; Hypocreaceae.
AUGGACCAUCCCGGCGCGACCAUUUCCCUGUCCUCAAUCACCAACCCUAGGGCCAGGUCCAGGUCUCGCGAUGGCCGCUUCAUCGAGGAGCCCAGGCAGUCGCGGCCUUCGUACGGUGACUCGCGCGAGUCCAGCUAUGUGUACCCGGAUGACGACCUGCGAUCCCCUCGUGGAUCUGGCGGCCAUCUGCCCUACCCGGACGACGACAAGCUGAAAUAUUUGCCACAAAAGUAUGGUCACGGCCUACUCGAUGACGUGGACAAUCUGGCCUACGGCGUGCCGCCGCCACACUCGGGCCGGUCCAGCGGCCAUCGCAGCUCUCAGUCGGUGGACAUUCGAAAGCACUCGGACUCGGAUCGGGACGAUCCCAGGGGUCACCGACGGGACGGGCGAAGCGGCCGAGACCGAUCACCGCAGCCGCCUACCGGUCGCAUGUCGACGCUGACGGUUAACACCGGCCGAGGCGCAAGCCUGUCGCUUGCCUCGGCACCGGCUUCUCCGCUGCUUGAAUCAUACCAUGGCACAUAUCAGAACUGCUCGCCCAUGCCCUCUCCUCUGCUGCUCGCGUCCAAGCACCCGGGAGACCUCCCGAGAGUUGUGGAUGCCCUUUCGCCCAUCUCUGACGGUGAAGGCGAUGGCACUAGACUCAACCGACGAGCUCGCUUCCAUGAUACAGAGGACAUUUCCUCUCGUCUUGCGCGAGCUCUCAAGGGCACUCACAAGCCCGACGUUGCGCCGUUCAUUGAAAUCCUUCCCAGCCUGUCGCAUGAGCAAGUCAUGGAGCUCCGCUCAGAGUACAAGCACAUCGUCAAGACUGGCACGGACCGCAAGGGCGUCAACAUCGCCAAGCACAUCCGCGCCCGCUUCAAGGACGAAGAUCCACUUCUCAUGAAGGCAUGCUACACCGUCGCUCUUGGCAAGUGGGAGAGCGAGGCCUAUUGGGCCAACUUCUGGUACCAAGGCGACAAGACCCGUCGCGAGCUGCUCAUUGAGUCACUCAUGGGGCGCACAAACGAAGAGAUUCGCCGCAUCAAGGACUCCUUCUCCGACAAGAAGUACGACAACAGCCUGACCAAGUGUAUGAAGACGGAGCUCAAGGAGGAUAAGUUCAAAAAGGCCGUCUUGAUGGUUCUGGAUGAGCGCCGCAUGGAGGAGUUUGACUACGAGGGCCGCAGACUCCCGCUCGACUAUAAGCUCAUCGAUCAGGACGUCGAUGACUUGCACAAGGCGGUCAAGUCCGAGAAGGGUGGAGAGACCUUGAUGAUCUCCAUCGUCGUGCAGCGAAGCGACAGCCAUUUGCGUGCCGUGCUCAAGGAGUAUGAACACCAAUACCGCAGCAACUUUGCCCGUGACGCGCUCAAGAAGAGUAACAACCUUGUGGGCGAACUCCUCGCACACAUCCUCAACGGCGUCAUCAACCGCCCCGUCCGAGACGCCCUCCUCCUGCAACACGCCAUCACCGCCUCGCGCAAGGACUCGCUCCGCCGGGAGCUGCUCAUCUCGCGCCUCGUCCGCUUCCACUGGGACUCGUUCCACAUGCAAGACGUCAAGAGGGCCUACCGCGAGCGCUACGGCAUAGACCUGCAGGACGCCGUGCGCGAGGCCACGAGCGGCGAGUGGGGGAUGUUUUGCCGCGAGCUGUGCAUUGCGCGGAUGCCCAAUGAGAUACGAAGAAUGGAGAAUACGAGGUAA